Capsella rubella is the source of this 2992-nucleotide messenger RNA. Its product is annotated as E3 SUMO-protein ligase SIZ1. NCBI's taxonomy places the organism in Eukaryota, Viridiplantae, Streptophyta, Magnoliopsida, Brassicales, Brassicaceae. Bases 241 to 2859 code for a protein of 872 amino acids. Gene Ontology annotation, biological process: protein sumoylation. Gene Ontology annotation, molecular function: zinc ion binding; SUMO ligase activity. The record is from RefSeq and is a predicted model, not a curated record. The transcript has 17 exons.
UUCCUCCUUAAGUCAAAAAAAACAAAAAAAAAAAGGCGAAAACUUUGAAAUUUGUCGGCGUUGUUUUGAAUCUGUAGAACACUAAAAAUUGAGUUUUUUUUUUUGAUGAUUUGAUAUGCAGUAUCCGAUCUCUGGAUCGGUUGCUGUAUAGAGACUUGAUUCUCCGGCGGUGUUACUCAAUUUCCCGGUGGUGGUUUUGUGAUUUGAACUGAGACGUCUUUGUGUGUGUGGGUUUAAGAGAUGGAUUUAGUUGCUAGCUGCAAGGAGAAACUUGCGUAUUUCCGGAUAAAAGAGCUCAAGGAUGUGCUUACUCAGCUGGGACUUUCUAAACAAGGGAAAAAGCAGGACCUUGUUCAGCGGAUCUUGACUAUUCUUUCUGAUGAGCCUGCGGGCAGGUUGUGGUCUAAAAGGGAUGCCAUGGCAAGGGAAAAGGUUGCAAAACUAGUGGAGGAUGCAUAUAGGAAAAUGCAAGCAUCUGGGGCAAGUGAAUUAGCGUCCAAAGGAAAAGUUAGUUCGGAUAUCAGUAAUGUUAAAGUUAAGGGAGAACUUGAAGAUCCCUUUCAACCAGAUAACAAAGUUCGGUGUAUUUGUGGAAGCUCACUAGAGACAGAGUCAAUGAUACAGUGUGAGGAUCCGAGAUGUCAUAUCUGGGAGCAUGUUGGUUGUGUCAUUAUUCCGGAGAAGCCUAUGGAAGUAAACCCACCUCUUCCUGAAUCAUUUUACUGUGAAAUAUGCCGACUUACCCGUGCUGACCCAUUUUGGGUUACAAUGGCGCAUCCAUUGUAUCCUGUCAGGUUAACUACAACGACAGCCCCAACUGAUGGUUCAAACCCAAUGCAGAGUGUGGACAGAACAUUUCAAAUAACAAGGGCAGACAAAGAUUUGUUGGUGAAACAUGAGUACGAUAUUCAGGCUUGGUGUAUGCUCUUGAAUGACAAAGUUCUAUUUAGGAUGCAGUGGCCUCAAUAUGCUGAUCUGCAAGUCAAUGGUGUACCUGUUCGAGCAAUUAACCGACCAGCGUCACAGCUUCUGGGGGCCAAUGGCCGCGAUGAUGGACCUAUGAUCACACCUUGUGUUAGAGAUGGAAUUAACAAGAUAUCCUUGAGUGGAUGUGAUUCCCGCAGUUUUUGUUUGGGUGUAAGACUUGUGAAGAGACGAACUCUGCAACAGGUCUUAAACAUGAUUCCGGAUGAGGAUAAAGGUGAACCUUUUGAAACUGCUCUUGCGCGUGUACGCCGAUGUAUUGGAGGUGCAACUGGAAAUGAUGAUGCUGACAGUGAUAGUGAUAUUGAGGUUGUUGCAGAUUUCUUUGGUGUCAAUCUCCGUUGUCCUAUGAGCGGCUCUAGGAUGAAAGUUGCUGGGAGAUUUAAACUCUGUGUGCACAUGGGAUGUUUUGACCUUGAGGUGUUUGUGGAGCUAAAUCAACGUUCCAGAAAGUGGCAAUGUCCUAUUUGUCUGAAGAACUACUCUCUGGAGCAUAUAAUUGUAGAUCCUUAUUUUAGCCGUAUUACAUCAAAGAUGAGACAUUGUGAUGCAGAGUUGACUGAGAUUGAAAUAAAGCCUGAUGGUUCUUGGCGUGUGAAGUUCAAAAGUGACAGCGAUCGUAGAGAAUUGGGGGAACUCUCAAAAUGGCACACACCUGAUGGUAGUCUCAUCCCCACGAUUGAUGAGAUUAAACCUAAGAUGAUAAUGCUAACAUCAGUUAAACAAGAAGGUUUCUCAGACGAUCUAACCCCUUUGAAACUUGGAAUAAGGAAGAAUCGCAAUGGCAUUUGGGAAGUCAGCAAAUCUAAUAUCAAUGGUUUGUCUUCCAGUAAUAAGCAAGAGAAGGUUGAGUAUCAGGAGCAAAAUGUUAUACCAAUGAGCAGUAGCGCAACUGGAAGUGGUAGAGAUGGCGAUGACCCUAGCGUAAACCAGGACGCUGUUGGGACCUUUGACUUUGGAAACAAUGGGUUGGAGCUUGAUUCUCUAUCCAUGAAUGCAGAUCCAAGCUACAACUUUAGUGAUAGGAAUCAUCAACCAGCAGUUGAAAGUAAUAAUGAAGUCAUCGUUCUAAGUGAUUCUGAUGACGAAAAUGAUGUUGUAAUUACUGGGGGUCCUGCUUUCAAUGAGAAUCAACCUGAUGGCGAGGCAAACUUUCCAUUGCACCCACCUGGUAUUAACUCGUACAGUGAAGACCCUCACACCAUGGCUGGGAGCAGUUCGGGCCUGGGUCUUUUCACCGACAUUGACGACGAUUAUGAUAUGCGCCUUUGGCAGUUUUCUUCAGAACCCCAAGGAGGCCCUGGGUUCCAAUUAUUUGCUUCUGAUGCUGAAGUAUCAGAGGAUUUAGUUGGUUUAAAGCCUGGUCUACCGAACUCUGCCCCUGCAAUAAGUAGUGGUUACACAAUAGCUCCAGAGCAAUCAAUACCAUCUGUUCCUAUAUUUCCAGAAUUGGGUGGGGAACGUGAAGCAGAUGCAAACGGUGGAUUAGUGGACAAUCCUCUGGCAACUAGUGAAGAGGAUCCCUCACUUCAAAUAUUUCUGCCAACAAGACCUGAUACCUCACCUCAGUCUGACUUAAGAAAUCAGGCAGAGGUGUCAAAUGGAACUCCCAGUGAUGAUUGGAUCUCCCUUAGACUUGGUGAUCAUGGAGAGACAGUAGGUGUAAACAGAGUUAAUGAAAACAAUCCAGUGUCGACGAGCGAGGGUGUUUUGGAUACCUUGUCAGAAACAGCGUCGUUGCUUCUGGGAAUGAGUGAUAGUAGUAAACAAGAGAAGGCAAGUAGACAAAGAUCAGAUAGCCCGUUCUCGUUUCCUAGGCAGAAGCGUUCAGUAAGACCCCGGCUGUAUCUCUCCAUUAACUCAGAUUCAGAAUGACUCAUGAUUUAUUUGUCUGGAUGAUGCUACUACCCAUAUGUAUAGCCUACCUCAACUUGUUUAUUUUAUUUUGCGGGGAUGAUCCAUCCGGUGUUACUUUGAUUCUUUACAUAUACAUAUAUGCACAGAACAA